This is a messenger RNA of Cladophialophora bantiana CBS 173.52, 741 nucleotides long. RefSeq lists its product as uncharacterized. Bases 1 to 741 code for a protein of 246 amino acids. Gene Ontology annotation, cellular component: membrane. The transcript is spliced from 3 exons. Lineage: Eukaryota; Fungi; Ascomycota; Eurotiomycetes; Chaetothyriales; Herpotrichiellaceae. The record is from RefSeq and is a predicted model, not a curated record. Gene Ontology annotation, biological process: arachidonate metabolic process.
AUGACGACGUCUGAACAUAUUCGACUGCUCUCUAUUGAUGGAGGAGGUCUUCGGGGAUUGUCAGCUGUCAUGGUUCUCAAACACAUCAUGGCGAAAAUAAACCAUGAUCGGGCAGACAAACUACAGCCGUACGAGGUUUUCGAUCUCAUUGGUGGUACUGGAGUGGGUGGACUUGUUGCCUUGAUGCUCGGUCGCCUCCAUAUGCCAUUGGACAAAGUGGAAGAGGCAUACACAGAUCUUUUGGGCAAGAUCUUCCACAGCUCCGAGGUUGUACGGAAGCUGAGUGACCAUAUGAGUCGGGACCUUGACACUUCAUAUGAAGUUGCUCAGGAGGUUCAAGCACUAAGCAAAGUUGAAGCGGAAUUUCGAACAGAUCCCGUAAAAGUGUGGCUGAAGGACUUGUUCCAGAGAAUGAGAUGGAACCGUGAUAGUGAGACGGAGCUGCUCAAAGACCCUGACCUUGAAGUCCCGUGCAAGACGAACGCCGAAUAUCAACAACUAGAGUUCCGUGAACUGAAGAUGUGGGAAGCCGCAUGCGCGACAGUUGCAGCUGGCCCUGGCUUCGUCCCCUUCUGCGAUGAAGAAGACAAACACUUGCCCCGUCACAACUACACAAAGGUACCUCUGCAAUGGAACAACCCAAUCAACCUCCUGUUUUGCGAAGCCCAGGAGCUUUGGAAGGACAGGAAGUUCUUAAUACUUAGCAUCGGUACUGGAGCUGCUCCAAAAAGGGAAGACUGA